Aspergillus ruber CBS 135680 is the source of this 3932-nucleotide messenger RNA. Its product is annotated as hybrid sensor histidine kinase/response regulator. NCBI's taxonomy places the organism in Eukaryota, Fungi, Ascomycota, Eurotiomycetes, Eurotiales, Aspergillaceae. Bases 89 to 3901 code for a protein of 1270 amino acids. The record is from RefSeq and is a predicted model, not a curated record. Gene Ontology annotation, biological process: phosphorylation; phosphorelay signal transduction system; regulation of DNA-templated transcription. Gene Ontology annotation, molecular function: phosphorelay sensor kinase activity. The transcript is spliced from 3 exons.
CGCAGACGCACUCUAACCUUCUCAUUUCCAGUAUCUUCCUACCUUUCGUUACCCGUGAUCUCUCGUUUUGAACUGUGUGCUAUUGGAGAUGGACUCGCCUGCUAGAUCGGAUAGAUAUGUAGGAAGUGACAAGACAGGGGACAUGAAUGCGACGCCUUCUGUUAUGAAGGGAUCGUUGCGGAAAAUGCUCUCCAUACCCGAAUCGCUGCGUAUCCUGACAGACCCGGCACAAGAUUUAUUCUCGCUCUCUACUGCCUUUCCUUCCGGGCUGAAGUUGCCUCAACUGAGCCCUGACACGACCGAAAGAGUCUUCCCUAUUCGCUCAGUUGUCUCUGUCGAUUCUUCCACUCCAUCUUCUACAUUACAAACACCUUCAUUGGAAAGCUCAGAAAGACAGACAUCGCCAUUCUCAGAGAACUCAUCGGCUUUCUCGACAGGGAGAGGCAGAUCCAACAGCCAACCUAUAACCCCGGCGACCGACUAUACAAGUUACACAUCGCCAAUGGUUGAAAAUGGAGCUUCGGGCGAUAGAUGGGGGCGUGGAAUUAUCGCAAGUCCUGGGUCUUCCGGCAGGAAGGACUUAAACCUUGCCAAUUUGCAACACAUUCAGCAAGUGGAAAGAACCAUCGAGACGGCACAUAAGCUCAGGGACAUGCUGCAAGAAUCUCGCAAUGAGAGAGCUGUCUAUCCAUUCGGUGCUUUGGUCGUAUUGAAAGAGUCAGAGGGAUGCCUGGUUGUUCAUGCUUCCAGCAGAAAUACUGGAGAGGUCAUUGGUUACACUACCGAAGAGCUCUUUGCUCUAGAAUCUUUCGCCAACAUCUUGCGACAAGAUCAAAGAACAACAUUCUUGAGUCACACGAAGUCCAUGGAAGAGAAGUGCUACGAUGUUGAGCAACAUGGUCCAGAUGUACUUGAUUUGACCGUCACCACGCAACACGGAGAGUCGAAAGACUUCUGGUGCACAAUUCACGCUAGCAAAGGCAGCACAAAUUACAUAAUAUGCGAGAUCGAGCCACAACAGAGCUUAUCAGACAGCAUUAGCGACAAUGGUGAUCCAGAAUCCCAACGGCAAACUCACAGUAAAGCAAGGGUAACCGCAACACUACAUGAAGAUGCGGAUGACACGUUCGAAGCUUUUGACGUAUUCAGGACGCUCGGACAGAACAAAAAUGGAUUCGAAUACUCAAAUAUCCUCAACGCAGUAUCGAGAAUCAUCCUGCUUACUUCGACGGCACAAUCUGUUGAUAUGUUGUUUAAUCGAGUGGCCAGGAUUCUCAAAGAGCUUACUGGGUUUGACCGGGCCACGGUGUACCGAUUUGACAGUGACUGGAACGGCAUUGCUGUAGCUGACCUUGCGGACCCGGAAUUGUCGGGGGAAACUUGCGAGGAUAUGCACUUUCUUGGCUCUAUGUUCUCCGAGGAUUUGCAAACGCUUCACUCACGAAACAAAGUCCGUCUUUCAUACAACCGUAGACAGAACUUGCCUACUGGGUUGUUAUACAGAGAGCCCGGCUCAUCAUCAAAACUGGACACGAGCUUCUGUUAUUUAUCAAUGGAAUCACCGGCUCCUUUGGAGUUUCUUUCCCGCCGGCCUCUGGAGGCAUGCGUUUCUAUAAGAAUUAAUGUCUUCGGAAAGCUCUGGGGCUUGGUAUCAUGCAAAUCUUACGCCCGAGGUGCCAGAUUAUUGCCUCCGUUGCAGAAGCUUUGCUGGCUCAUUAGCGACACUUUAUCAAGCAACAUUGAACGCCUAUCUUACACACUACCUUUCCAAUUGGUGCAGCAAAACUCCCCUAGGGAAGUCGACAAGAGGGAGACUGUUCCAGGAGUGGAUAUCCUUAGCUUAUUUGGGGCCGACUAUGCUGCUUCCUCAAUCAUGGGCGAAACCAAAAUACUCGGCAGACCGUUUGACUCAGGUGAGGUUCUUGCUAUCGUGGAAUACAUGAGGGCGAGAAAACUCGAUACGAUUGCUUGGUCAACGGAUGUCAACAAAGAUUUCCAAGACCUCCAUUAUCCCCCUGGUUUUCGAUAUGUGUCUAGUCUCCUUUUUAUUCCAUUGUCGGCUGAUGCUCGCAAUUUCAUUGUUUUCUUCCGGACCACCCAAUGGAGAGAAAUGACGUGGGUUGGGUGCUCAAACGGACCAGAGCCAAGCUGUACCCACGAAAAAGGCCAUCUCCCAUGUAGACCAGAUGCAUGGUCCGCUGUGGACCAGGGAAAGGCUUCUGUUCUUUCUUUGAUAUACAAGACAUUCGCUGAAGUAUGGCAGCAGAAGGAGACCGCAAUGCAAAACACGCAGCUCAUGAAACUUCUCCUUGCGAACUGUGCUCACGAAUUCCGGACUCCCUUAAACGCGAUCAUUAACUAUCUGGAGAUUGCCCUGGAUGGCUCUUUGAGCCAGGAGACCCGCGAUAAUCUUUCCCGGUCGCACUCAGCUUCGAAAUCGCUCGUCUAUAUAAUCAAUGAUCUCUUGGAUCUAACAAAUGCGGAGAAUGGGCAAAGCCUGAUUAAGGAUGAAGUUUUUGAUCUAUCUGGGACUAUCAAAGAAGCAACACAUAUAUUUGGAGAGGAGGCCAAACAAAAAGCCAUUGAGCUGAAUAUUGUCCAACAUACCGACCUUCCCCGUGUUCUUGGAGAUCAACGACGAGUACGUCAGGUUAUAAUGAACCUGAUCAGCAACGCUGUGCAACAUACGACCAACGGAUCAGUGGUCAUCGAGACUUGCCUUACUCCUGACACAACAAACUCUGACACCAUUGGCGUCGAAAUGGCUGUCCACGACACAGGUUCAGGGAUGUCACAGGAAGCCGUGGAAGCUCUGUUUUGCGAACUGGAGGAGGUAUCGAACGAGGACUAUCUGCAAGACUCUAAGUGCUGCCGGAGCAAAGCUGAUGACACCACGGGGGCCAAGAAUGUUCUUGGCUUAGGGCUGGCAUUGGUUGCUCGUAUUGUCCGCACUAUGGAUGGAAGAUUGGCUGUGAAGUCGGAGCAGGGAGUGGGGAGUUCCUUUAAAAUUAAGCUUAGGUUUCCAUUGCCAUCUGAGUUGGCAAGUGACGGUUGCAAAAAUAAUGAUUUACAUCCAGCAACACUUGGAAGAAGGGAUAUUAAUCCUGCGAGGCCUAAGCGCGAAAAUGAAUGCUCCAGUCGUUAUGGCGAGACUCAAAGUGAAAAGCGCAGCAAUUCCAACAUUGACAUUGCAAUAAGCACUGAGUCAUCUGAAUUUGUGCAUCAAUCCGUGAGUCCUACCAAAAAUAGACAGUCUGAUUCUGCAGGAACAGAAUCGUCUAUUAGAAUCGCAUCACCAUUACCAAAAGCAAAUACAACUCGUGAAAACUUAUCGAGACUGGAUGACCCGGUAGACAUUUCAGUCGACCGAGUCGCGAAACCUAAUCCAGGUUCAGCAGAACAAACCGAGAAACCUUCGAGCACCGCUCAUUCUGAAUUAAAAUCAACUCUACAUGUGUUGGUAGCUGAAGACGACCGCAUAAACAGCGCUAUUAUACGAAAGAGACUCGAGAAAUUAGGACAUACGGUACAUUUGACUGUGAAUGGGAAAGAAUGCGCCACGACCUACAGAGAGUGCCCUGAUUCAUUCGAUGCCGUCUUGAUGGACAUACAGAUGCCCAUCAUUGACGGUCACGGCGCUACGAAACUUAUACGCGACUAUGAAGAGUCUUGUGACAGGAGAAUUCCCAUCUUUGCCGUGUCAGCGUCACUGAUGGAAAAGGACAAGCAUAUGUACAUCGAAUCUGGAUUUGAUGGUUGGAUCAUGAAACCGAUUGACUUUCAGCGGUUGAACCAUCUACUCAGCGGGGUGUAUACGGAGCAUAUCCGCAAUGGCGAGGAUAGUAUCUAUAUCCCAGGAAAGUGGGAGAACGGUGGAUGGUUUGGACGUGAUAUAGCAUGAUGUACGAUCGUAGAUGAUAUACACAACAACA